This is a messenger RNA of Xyrauchen texanus (razorback sucker), 5491 nucleotides long. RefSeq names its product G protein-coupled receptor 35, tandem duplicate 1 (gene gpr35.1). The record is from RefSeq and is a predicted model, not a curated record. NCBI's taxonomy places the organism in Eukaryota, Metazoa, Chordata, Actinopteri, Cypriniformes, Catostomidae. Bases 237 to 1166 code for a protein of 309 amino acids. Gene Ontology annotation, molecular function: G protein-coupled receptor activity. Gene Ontology annotation, cellular component: membrane. Gene Ontology annotation, biological process: phospholipase C-activating G protein-coupled receptor signaling pathway; positive regulation of Rho protein signal transduction. The transcript has 2 exons.
CUCAAAAAGGAAUUUUCGCGAGAAUUUCCUCAAACCUUGACGUGUCGCUUCGUGCUGAACCACACAGCCUCUAGACAGUGAUAUAAAAGUCCACAGAGACAUAUUAUUAUGUGUUACCCCCUUGAAGGCAGGAUGUAGAUGAGUUCUUCCCCUGGUGGAGAAACACAUAACACUGGAGAUUUCAGCAAGAACACAGGGUCUUUUCUGCUCGUGCAUGUCAACACUUAAGGGUGAAGAUGGCCAACUGCACAGUCAAUGUUACCAACGCAAUCCUUAACUUACAAAAAGUCACAUCUAUUCCCACCUUCAUCCUGGGGGUGCUGGGGAACAUAUACGUCUUACUGAUGUUCUGCCGCUCUCCCAGAUCCGAGUGGAACUACAUGAAGAUCUACAUCACCAAUAUGGCCAUCGCAGACUGUGUUGUGUUGGUGAUACUGCCCAUCAAGAUUCAUUUCUACGACAUCCCAUGGACAUAUCCAAAGGAAGUGUGCAAUUUACUUUUGUCUGUUUACUACGUAAACAUGUAUGUUAGCAUCUUCAUCAUGACCGCCAUAAGUGUUGUGCGUUUUGUGGCCAUCAUGUAUCCGAUGAAGGCGAGGGAGAUUCUCUGUUGUAGGAACGCCCUGGUGGUCUGUGCGCUCAUAUGGAUCAUCAUUUGCUCUUUCAGCACGAUUUAUUUUGUGCACGACUCUGAUAAUGACAAAACCAUGUGCUUUCAGAGGACAAGGGAAGGGCUGUCUUUGCUAUUUAUUCUGUUGUUGAGCAUAGUUGGUUUCCUCUUGCCCUUUCUAAUCAUGUUGUUUUGCACCAUUAAAGUAAUCUUUACUCUCAGAAAACAAUUAGAAAUCGGAUCUCGUUGUGAAAAGAUCCAAUGCAUCUUCAUCAUCGCAGCCAAUUUGAUCGUUUUUGUCAUAUGCUUUUUCCCCGUCCACUUUGGAUAUUUCUUCAAGUACAUGGCCUACACCCACAGUUGUGACAUGCAGUUUAUUGCACACAACUUUCUGCACAGUGCUUUCUGUAUUUCUAAUAUGAACUGUGGUUUGGACUGUUUUAGUUAUUAUUUUGCCACAAAAACAUCAUGGGAUUUGUGCUGCAUGAAACAAACAAGAGAGGAAGGAUCUGAGUGCAAUUAUGUCUCGCCUACAAACCUCAAACGCAAUUCAUAGUGCUUUUUUAAUGGAUUUUUCCAUCUUCGAAUUCUUCUUGUGAAAUGGAUUUCCUCUUUAUUCUCAUAAUAAGAGGUUGCAAAUUUAAAGCAGACUUUUACACUUUUGGGACAAACCAAAACACUGGUCACCUCCUCCUCAGAACAUUCAAACUCAAAAACGUAUUUUUACUGAUAAUGACAAAACCAUGUGCUUUCAGAGGACAAGGGAAGGGCUGUCUUUGCUAUUUAUUCCGUUGUUGAGCAUGGUUGGUUUCCUCUUGCCCUCUCAGAAAACAAUUAGAAAUCGGAUCUCGUUGUGAAAAGAUCCAAACCAAAACACUGGUCACCUCCUCCUCUGAACGCUCAAACUCAAAAGCGGCGCCCCUUGUGGGUUUUGAACACGCACUUUCUUAAGUUACCAGCCUAGCCUUUACAAGAUUCUUUGAUCACUACAUCAAAAAAUGCCUUAUUUACUAUCCCUCCCAGAUUGCACACGUACACGUCUCUGAGAUGUCUGUUUUAUAUAUUUUCAUCUGGAUAGCAUCACAUUCUAAUCAACAUCUGCUGAAGAUCUUACAAAGAUCAGAUUUACAAACAUUCUUAAUCAUAAACGUCUCAAAGACAUCUGCUGAACAUCUUACAAAGAUCAGAUUUACAAACAUUCUUAAUCACAAACGUCUCAAAGACAUCUGCUGAACAUCUUACAAAGAUCAGAUUCACAAACAUUCUUAAUCAUAAACGUCUCAAAGACAUCUGCUGAACAUCUUACAAAGAUCAGAUUUACAAACAUUCUAAAUCAUAAACGUCUCAAAGACAUCUGCUGAACAUCUUACAAAGAUCAGAUUCACAAACAUUCUAAAUCAUAAACGUCUCAAAGACAUCUGCUGAACAUCUUACAAAGAUCAGAUUUACAAACAUUCUAAAUCAUAAACGUCUCAAAGACAUCUGCUGAACAUCUUACAAAGAUCAGAUUUACAAACAUUCUUAAUCAUGAACGUCUCAAAGACAUCUGCUGAACAUCUUACAAAGAUCAGAUUCACAAACAUUCUUAAUCAUGAACGUCUCAAAGACAUCUGCUGAACAUCUUACAAAGAUCAGAUUCACAAACAUUCUUAAUCAUGAACGUCUCAAAGACAUCUGCUGAACAUCUUACAAAGAUCAGAUUUACAAACAUUCUUAAUCAUAAACGUCUCAAAGACAUCUGCUGAACAUCUUACAAAGAUCAGAUUCACAAACAUUCUUAAUCAUGAACGUCUCAAAGACAUCUGCUGAACAUCUUACAAAGAUCAGAUUCACAAACAUUCUUAAUCAUGAUCGUCUCAAAGACAUCUGCUGAACAUCUUACAAAGAUCAGAUUUACAAACAUUCUUAAUCAUAAACGUCUCAAAGACAUCUGCUGAACAUCUUACAAAGAUCAGAUUCACAAACAUUCUAAAUCAUAAACGUCUCAAAGACAUCUGCUGAACAUCUUACAAAGAUCAGAUUUACAAACAUUCUAAAUCAUAAACGUCUCAAAGACAUCUACUGAAUGUCUUAUUGACAUCUGAGAGGAAUCGUCUUAUAGACGUAUUGCAGAUUAGCAAACAACCUAAAAAAUGUCUUCCAGAUGUAAGCACAAACCAAAUAGACGUCUAGAAUUAUGUGUAAUAUCAGAGCUGAUAUUAAGCACACGUACUUCACCCAGGCAUCUAUUUGAUGUGUGUUUACAUCUGAAAGAAAUUUUUUAGGUUGUUUGCUCAUCUGCAAUACAUCUAUAAGACUUCUCGGAUCAAUCAGACGUUCAGCAGAUGUUAAUUAGAUUGUGAUGCUUUCCAGAUGACAAGAUCUAAAACAGACAUCUCAGAGAUGUACGUGUGCUAUCUGGGUAUCAGUUACUGUUUCUAUUUCCACUGUUGGAAAGUUCAGCUAUAUUAAGUUUGCAAUAAAUCUAUUAGAGUUUGCAAAAGGAUACAUUGGAUUCUAAACAGACAGAGAACAUUGUCUGUUAACAUUACAAUUUAAUCAACUCAAUGUUUUACUAUAGUUUCACGAAACUUCUACAUUUGUGCGGUAGCUUGCAUAGAAAAUGUCGAACUUCAGCGACUAGUGAUGAUUGACGAUUCAAAAACGAAUCGUUUACAGCGACUAGCAAUGUUUGAUUCAAGAAGGAGUCAUUCUUUGAACAGAAGGGAGUACUGUGGGAGUUAAAUGUAAUAUUGGUCACAGCUUGUGUUUUUAAUAUAGUUAUCAUCAGUAUUUAAUCAAAGCAUUAUUUUACUCUUAAUAGUAUUACAGGCUCAGGGACUCUGGGAGCAUUUGUCAGCGAUGGGUUGAAUGAGUCAUCGAAUCAUUUAAACUAACUCUAAAAUGAAUUGUUUCUAACGUUAUUUCUUGCACGUGGGAAAGUUUGACAAAAAGAUCGUCUCAGAGGGACAGCAUCCCAACUGGGGCAUAAAUUUGCGCUAAACAAAACCAAUAAAGAAUAGUACAAAAGAGAUUGGAAAGGCAUUGUUUAAACGAAUACUUAUUUAUCUACAUUAACUACAUUAUUGAAGACGUGAAACGCCUUCUGGGAUAACACUUUUGAGUGAACGAUUGGCGAGUUGGGUCAUUUGCAUGAACCGAUUCGUUAAAAUGUUUCAGACUGUUCUGACGAUGCCAAGAGCGAGAAAUAUAUCAACACCCAUAGAGAGAGAUUCCUGAAUCUCAGACUUUCACCUCUCUGCAAGAUACAACUGUUAAAGUGUUAACAUAUAUAUUUUACAGUAUAUAUUUGUAAAUAAUGUGUUAUAUAAUCCAAUCGUAAUCUUGAAGGUUUACCUGCUUUAUGAGAUGGGUUUAGGAUAAGAUCACACUUCUAUGGGGUUAGAAUGGUUUCUAAUUAACAUGCAUAUGGAAAGAGAUUCACAAUUAAAGAGAAUGAGAUUUACAAGUUAAUUCACAAAUAAAUAAAAUGAGAUUAGCAAAUAAAAAAAAAAAAUAUUUUGUAACUCACAAACACAACGCUGUCCACAGGGCUGGACUGGGAAUUGAAAUUGGCCGGGGAUUUUACAUAGCGGCACCGUUUUGUGGUCCGUUCUGCAUAACGUGACUGCUCAUUUUAGCUUAUCGCGGCCCGUUUCGCGGCAGACCCACCGGCCCGCUCGGUUGUCCCAAUGGCCACUCCCCUGAUCAGCCCCAAAGUGCGUCGGCCCACCGGGAAAAUGCCCGGUAUGCCAGCUUACCAGUCCAGCCCUGUUUGUCCAGCAUUUAUUGAUUGCUUGCUGUGCAUUUGUGACUUCUGAAACAUUUCUGGAGGCAAUCCACAAAUAGGUGGACUCCACCCAACGUCUACUCAAGCCAUUCAGAUAACGGCCACAUUACUCGGCCUAAUCGUAGCACGUUCUAUCUUCAACCAAUCAUGCUUCGUUUUACUAUCAGGGCGGGACCAGAGUCACAGAGCUCUCAUGAGCAUGGAAUCGAGCACAUACAGAUAAGCUCGUAAGAAACAGACUCCAUCAGAGGAAUACGGUGAUUUAAGGUUCCUAUCAUUUUCCCUGAUGCGUACUGUCUUGUUAAAUGUCGACAGCUGAAAAUUGUCCAUUUGUAGAGUGUCCUGAUCAUUAGCUUUAUAGCAACCUGGCUGACUGUAUGAGAAACGAAUACCCUAUAUUACACAGUGUACAAGAUCUGCUACGGCAAUAAUUUGGUUUAAUUUUUUAUUUAAUUUCUACGAAUCACCUUACAUUUAUUAGUGCACCAUCUCUUUCCAUUUGUAUGUUAACUAGAAACAUUUCUAACCCCAUAUACAUUUGUCUUCUAAUCGUGCAUGUGCAAAGGUUUGUCUUUUUGUAUUUGGCAUCUCUUGAGGUCAGGUAUCCUUUAUUCCUAUAUUUAUAAGUGGCUGUCAAAAUGUCAUGUUUGUUGCUUGUAUGGGUUAAAUGUAUUUCUAUGUUGGUUUCACGUGUGAUCAAAUGCAUGUUUCAGUAACACUUUACAAUAUCCAUAUUUUACAUAUUGCAUGUUAAUGUUCAAUGGGUCACAAUGGUGCAUUGAAUAAAUAUUUAAUCUUAUACAAAAAACUGUGUCAAUUAUGUAUCUUAUUAUCUACAUUAUGUAAUAUUAGCAUUACAAUUUUAAAUUUACAGUAAUGUGUCAUUAUAAACAUCUAUGCAAAAUGAUAAAGUGGCAUAAUUCUGGGUUUGUUUUAACACAAGGUAAUUGCAUUUGUCUACAGAAAAUAUUAUUAACAAAUCUACUGAAAAUAUUGGUAAUUUUAAGAGUUAUUUUUACAACCUAGCCCAAUAUCUGGGUAAGCUGUAACACUGCGAUAUGACAUAUACAUGUGGAAACUCUUGAGCCUGCAUGGUCCAGUUUGCAUGACUA